Messenger RNA from Paramormyrops kingsleyae, 4638 nucleotides. The record is from RefSeq and is a predicted model, not a curated record. Lineage: Eukaryota; Metazoa; Chordata; Actinopteri; Osteoglossiformes; Mormyridae.
CUGUGUCAUUAUCGUUGCUGAUCUGGGAGGGGAAGGCAACCGGAGAGCCCGAAUCGCUCCAACAACGGGACCACUUCUAGCUAAACUCCCGCUGCCUGGCUUGUCGCCAGUCCCCCCGCACCGCGGCGCAGCGCCGGCUCUCCCUCGCUUUCUCUCUCCUUCUUCUCUCCCUUCUUGCCAAACUCUCAGACACGCUCAUUCCAGCCAUCCCGGGCAGCAGAAUAAGACGCUGAAAAAAAACGACCCAAGAAGGGCCAUUUAACUUUAGAUGAUUCACUUCUACUUCUUCGGAUCACUUUUAUAUAUCUUAAUGCUUUUUAGGCGUUGCAGCAUUGUUAUUCGGAAAGACGCUACUUAGAGUUUGUUUUUUCUUGCAGGGAAGGAGAAAAAAAAAAGCAAACUUUGUUUUCCUGCUCGAUCUUUUAAGAGGCGAGUUGAGCACAUUGGCAGCUCCUUUUUCCGCCGUGGCGCAGCGAAUUUUAACUGGGGAGAAAGAGGCAAAAAGAGGUGGUCGGCACCGGAUAGAAGACGUCUUUGCUGGGCACCUUUCAGGCUCCGUGCGCUGCCUCCCCUCACCCUGCCGCGGCCCCGCGGAGUCGAUAAGGAUGCCAGCAUGCCCCCCCUGACCAUCUCCCAUCUCUUUCUCUUCUGGCUGGGUGUCCAGAGGCUGGCGUUCGGCGCGGAGCGCCCGGCGGGUCUGGAGCGCUUCAAGGUGGUCAUCGCUCCGCUGAUCUGCAAGCGGACGUGCCUGAAGGGACAGUGCCAGUACACCUGCGAGCAGGGCAACAACACGACGCUGAUCGGCGAGAACGGCCGCUCCACGGACACGCUUACCGGGCCCGGCUUCCGAGUGGUGGUGUGCCCACACCACUGUAUGAACGGGGGUGUCUGCAGCUCCCGCAGCCACUGCCUGUGCCCCCCCGGAUUCACAGGCCGCCUCUGUCAGACCCCCCUGGCUCAGACUCCCAAAGUGCAGGGGGCACAGGGCAGUCAGCUGCCCACCUACACCCUGCAGGUCCUGCCCGACUCCCCCAGCGGCGCAGAGCAGCCCGGCCCCGUUCGUCCCAUGACCCAGACGCACUCAGUCUUCACCCUGCCCCUCCCCCAGGGGGUGGGGCAUCACUCUUCCGAAGUGCAGUUUAAUGUGCGGGUCCACCAUGAUCCGGACACUUCUGUCCUCAUCCAUCCUUUGGACCAAUCGGAGGCCAAGAAUGCACGGAAGCAGGGACCCCGGCAAUUGCCACAGACCCACAAGCCCCGGGGCCGCUGUUUCCAGGAGACCACGCCCAAGCAGGCUGUGAGUACAUGCAGCAGUAACCCCCUGCCUGGCCUGACCAAUCAGGAGGACUGUUGUGGAAGCGUGGGAAAGUCCUGGGGGCAAAACAAAUGCCAUAAGUGCCCCAAGCUGCCUUGUCCUCUCCUUCAAACUCCUCCAGACACUGCGGUCCAUAAGCUGUCCAUCAUCGAGGACUAUGGCUCCACCUGUCCGUACGGCUACAAGAGACUCAACAGCACACACUGCCAUGACAUCAACGAGUGCACCAUGCAGGGGGUCUGCCCCAACGCCGAGUGCCUGAACACGCAGGGCAGCUUCCUGUGUGCCUGCAAGCCGGGCUACGUCCUGGAGCGCACGCGCUGCAUAGAGCCCCCUGCUGAGACGGGCCCCUGUUUCCGCAUGGUGAACGAGGACGGCCAGUGCCAGCACGCACUGCCCACUAUGAUUUCCCAGGAGAUGUGCUGCUGCACCGUGGGCAAGGCCUGGGGCAGCAGAUGCCAGAGGUGCCCACAGGAUGGCACAGCCCUCUUCAAAAAGAUCUGCCCUGCAGGGAAGGGCUACACAGUGCAGAACUACCGGGAGACGGUGUCCUUCCUGCCGCAGCCAAUACCCCCCGCCCUGGACCACCCAGAAGUCAAGUUUCCACCACUCCCCCCUGAGGCUGUAGAGAUGACCACACCUGUGCAGCCCCUCACAGCCAGCCCCCCGGGACCCCGUAUCCCAGUAAUCAGGGCCAAACCCACACCCCCUCCCAUUGUGGAGGUCCCCCCCGAGAGGGAUACCAGCCCCCUGGAGGCCGUGCAGACGCAGCUGCCACAGACCGAUGAGUGCCGGCAGAAUAAAAACAUCUGCGGCCAAGGGGAGUGCGUCAACACGCUGGCCGGCUUCAGCUGUCACUGCUACCCCGGCUACCGGCCCCACAGCCAGAGGAAGAACUGCGUGGAUGAAGAUGAAUGCGAAUCAGGCCCAUGUGGUCCAGGAAGGGGGCAGUGCAUCAACAACAUGGGCUCCUACAGAUGCCGCUGUAACAAAGGCUACAAGGUGAUGGUCCACCAAGGGAAGAUCACUUGUGUUGAUAUCAACGAGUGCGACAAUCCCCAGAUGUGCCGAGAGGGCGGGCACUGCAUCAACCUGCCAGGGUCCUACAAAUGCCAGUGCCUGGAAGGGUACGCCAACAAGUCCCCGCAGCAGCCGGCCUGUGAAGACAUUGACGAGUGCCUGAACCCCAACACGUGCCCCGAGGAGCAGUGCGAGAACACGCCUGGCUCGUACGAGUGCAUGCCCUGCCUGCCGGGACACCAGGCUCGAGAGGGCAUCUGCUUCGAUGUCGAUGAGUGCCAGAAGCGGGGCAUUUGCCCCCACGGGCGGUGUGAGAACCUGCAGGGCACGUACCGUUGCCUGUGCAAUGAAGGCUUCGUCCCUGAGACCGACAGCAAGGGCUGCAGGGACAUCGACGAGUGUGAGGACAACAGGCUGUGUGCUAACGGACACUGUGUGAACACCGAGGGCUCCUUCCUGUGCCAUUGUUACCCGGGGUACCAGCCAACUCAGGAGGGCAGCCAUUGUGAAGAUACAAAUGAAUGUGAAAGGCAUAACUUCUGCCUGAGAGGAGACUGCAUCAACACCAUGGGCUCUUACCGCUGCGAGUGUCCCAAGGGCUUCCAGCUGAUCAACAGCAGGCGCUGCCAAGACAUCGACGAGUGUGCGGAGGACAGAGGCUUGUGCCAGCCGCACGGCAUGUGCGACAACAGGCAGGGCACGUACAUCUGCGUGUGCAACGAGGGCUACGUCAGCUCCGAAGACGGACACAGCUGCGAGAAGAUUGCGGUUGAUGUCGAAGAAAAGAAAGAGUGCUACCUGGACCUGGAUGACACAGUCUUCUGCGAUAGUGUCUUGGCGGCCAACGUCACCAAGCAAGAGUGCUGCUGCUCUAUCGGCAUGGGCUGGGGUGACCAGUGUGAGAUCUACCCCUGUCCUGUUCAUAAAUCCGCGGAGUUCAUUUCUCUGUGUCCUUUUGGAGAAGGCUUCUACCACGAGAACAGCAUGACGUACGGCUUGCCCGGCCAUCGAGAUAUUGACGAGUGUGUCCUCUUUGCCAAUGAGAUCUGUAAAGAGGGCCGAUGCAUGAACACCCAGCCUGGAUACGAGUGCUACUGUCAGCAAGGUUUCUACUACGACAGCAACCUGCUGGAGUGCAUCGAUGUGGAUGAAUGCCACGACAAGUCUCACUGCACCAACGGACGGUGUAUGAACACCCCGGGCUCCUUCUACUGUAUCUGUAACCCUCCCAACAUACCCGAUGCCUCCAACAAGAAGUGUGUAGUCCCUGUUUUCACAGGUGUGGAUGAGUGCCAGGAUCCGGCCAACUGCAGAAACGGGCGCUGUGUGAACACGUUGGCGUCCUACUACUGCAUCUGUACUCCACCCUGGACCCUGGCCACCAACCGCAACAGCUGCAUCCCCCCGGAGGAGCAAGGGGAUGUGAAUGAAUGCCAGGACCCAUCGUACUGUAAGAAUGGAGUGUGUCUCAACACGCCUGGCUCCUUUCACUGUAUUUGCACGCAGCCCCUCACCUUCAGUGCGGCGCUCAGACAGUGCGUCUAUGACGACCGCACUGCCGCCCACAAGGACGUGUGUUUCCUUCAGGUGGACGAGGACUUCAUCUGCAGCAUGCCGCAGAACGGGCUCAUGGUGACCUACUCAGAGUGCUGUUGCCACUACGGCCGCGGCUGGGGCCCCGAAUGCCGGAUCUGCCCCCAGAGGAAUUCAGUCAUCUUCAGUCGCCUCUGUGAGAUGCACCUGGAAACAGACUCUGAUGGUGAAGGGGACUUCCUGGCGGCUUUCGCCAACUACAAACCAGGAGACAGCUCAGAGGAGGACUCGGAUGAGUGCAGCUGUGCCAACGGUCGCUGUGUGCGCUCCUACCUGGGCACCAUGUGUGAGUGUAAUGCUGGCUUCCGGCUGGACCACUCCAGGACGCGAUGCACAGAUGUCGACGAGUGCGCCGAACUGGGUCUCCGCAACUCCUGCAAGAACGCCCGCUGCAUCAACACUGUGGGCUCCUUCAAGUGCAUCUGCAAGUCUGGCUUUGUUCCGGCCCGCAGGCCCAACUUCUGUGUCCGUCCGCAUGCGUCGUAACAUGGGGCACGCUUUCCCGCCCCACGCCGUCUAACCUACGCUGUCCUUUUCUGUGGACUUCUCCUUUUUCUCUCUUCCCCUGCUUUCUGCCAUCUUUGACAUGACCUUAAAUUCAGCCUUGGUUUUUACAUUAAGUCCCCUUUUGAGUUUAAUUUUGUAUUCCUCAAAUAUUCCUCAGAUAUGUUUGGCCUUACUCAAAUUAAUAAGAUAAAGUACAAUGACCA